Messenger RNA from Pararge aegeria (speckled wood butterfly), 908 nucleotides. RefSeq names its product dephospho-CoA kinase (gene Dpck). The record is from RefSeq and is a predicted model, not a curated record. Gene Ontology annotation, biological process: coenzyme A biosynthetic process. The transcript has 5 exons. NCBI's taxonomy places the organism in Eukaryota, Metazoa, Arthropoda, Insecta, Lepidoptera, Nymphalidae. Bases 176 to 874 code for a protein of 232 amino acids. Gene Ontology annotation, molecular function: ATP binding; dephospho-CoA kinase activity.
AUUUUUUUGAUUGCAUUAAUAAUUUUUAUCAAUGAUCAACGGACGUAUAAAAAUAUAAAAAGUGAAUAGAAAAUGAAUCGAUUAAGGCAUGAAUAGUGCAAUAAUAUUAACAUUAGAAUGGAGUUAAAUAUGAUAAUGAGUUAAAUGUUAUAAAAGCAAAUAAACUGAUAGAGCAAUGUUUAUUGUCGGCCUAACUGGAGGUCUUGCAACUGGAAAGAGCACCGUCCUCUCAAUAUUUCGCGAAAACGGUGUUGCAGUAAUAGAUGCGGAUGAAGUGGCCAGACAAGUUUUAGAACCUGGUACAAAAGCAUGGAAAGAGUUGAGAGACUACUUUGGUAAAGAGGUUUUAUAUGCUGAUGGAAGAGUCAACAGAUUGAAGUUGGGAGAACUGAUCUUCAAUGAUAUAGAGAAACGAAAAAAGCUAAAUGCGAUCACACACCCAAGAAUACAAACUGCCAUGAUGAAAAUGGCCAUCGUGUAUUUUUUCUCAGGCUACAAUUACAUUGUCAUGGAAGUGCCAUUGCUCUUCGAAACUGGAAAGAUGCUGAAUUUUAUGCACAAAAUCAUUACUGUUGUAUGUGAAGACCAUCAACAACUUGAGCGACUUUGUAAAAGAAGCGACUUCUCAGAAAAGGUUGCUAAGAAGAGAAUAAGUUGUCAGAUGCCUUUGGAGCAAAAGGUUGCCAAUUCACAUUUUGUUAUCGACAACUCUGGGGACUUUGCCAACACUAGACGACAAACAGAAAGCAUAAUAAAGGUGCUAAGGCGAUCUAAGUUCACUUGGUACUUUCGUGUAAUAUUUUUGAUUACAAUUAUGGCUUGUGGUUUCGGAGUUACCUAUUUAGUUGGAAACUUGAUCGGAAAUACAACCUGAUUUGGCAAAUAAAAGUAAUUUAUUGAUAAUCGCA